UUAAUAAAUAGGUUCGCCGAACUUUGACAUGCACUCAAACAGCUCUUUGCGUCUUGCCGCCCCUCACGCGACUCUUUGCGACCCAGACCUACCAUGAUUUAUCUCCCUGUCGAGCUUUGGCUACAGAUAGUAGGGUUCAUUCCCCCCACGGACCUGCUGAAACUACACAGCGUGAACAGCUUCUUCUUCAACAUCGCGAUGGAUGUACGAUACAGGAGGGUGGAUUUACAAACUCUGAAUCACUCUACAGCUAAAUAUCUCUCCCGGCUUUCAGAUCCAACGAUUAGUAAACGGGUUGUCCAAUUGACUGUCAGCCCUGAUUUUCGAAACUAUGGAAGGCAGAGACCAGCGACCAUGUUGAACAGAGUCGGGAGCGUUUUCCACUAUGCGCUUGGGCGGCCUCCACCGUGCAGUCCCGAAGACCAUGCGACCAAACAGUUGAUCGACGUCUUGCCUUGUUUAACCAGGGUGAACAGCUUCACUAUCGACUGUCAUUCGUGGGGAGAACAUUCAAGUCCUGAGCUCCAUGGCUUUUUACAAACAGCGUGGGCGUCGUUUGGCCAGAACCUUCGGAAACUUUCCCUGAGAGGUCACACGUCCGCUUUCAGGACCAUCAUCCAUUCCAUAACAGCAUUGCCCGCGGUCGAUGAGUUGUUUAUAGAGCUCAUCGAUAAUCCUUUACAGAACGAUCCGACCUGCGCAGAAACUUUGAUACAAGUCGUUGCACCAUUCAUCAAUGGAUUAGCCCCACGCCUACGCGCUUUUACCUUGUGGUCUUGGGGAACCAUCGAUCUUUCGCAGCUGUUUCUGAUGCUGGACCACUUUCCCAGCCUUUCGAGCUUCAAUCUCCAAACAUCUUUUCCAAAGACUUUUCGACAGGGUCCUUCCGGACUGUCUCGUUUCCUCUCCAAUCACUCGCCUCAUCUCCGGCAUCUGGUCCUUCGGCUGAACACGGCUCCACUUGCUUUUAGCACUACAUCCAUGUCCGAGGAACCCUUGAGCGAGUGGAUGAUUCAUACGCUCACAUCUGGAGAGUGCAGCUUCCUCAACCUGCAGGAACUCCAUCUCUAUCCCACGGUCCUUCCAGGGGGAUUACACGCCCUUACAUCUUGUAUCCACCAAUCCACAAAUACGCUACAAAGCCUCGUCGUCCGCGACCGGUACCUUUCGCCCGAGGAGGCAGCGGUCGUAAUUAACGCUCUACACCCGCAGCUAAAAUCUCUGCGGUUGAACAUCAGAAUCUUGGAUAUGGACUUAUUCGAUCUCCUCGCCAAAAGGAUCACAGGGCUCAAAUCAUUGUCGCUAUACAUUGGUGCCGUUUCCCGCACCUUUGCCCAUGAUGUGGAGCACCGGUCUUACGCCACUUGGGAUCUCUAUCACAUAGGGGUCUGGCAUGGUGGUUCCAUCUUGGAUAGUCAUCUAAUGAGCAUGAUUUCCCGGUCCAUUCCAUCCUUGAAGUGUUUCUGGGGAAAUAAAAAUGAGAUUGAAGAUUUCGGACUACGGUAAAUAUUAUGUUUACCCGUUUUUGGACUCGGAGUCACCGUCAAAUGAUACCA
This is a messenger RNA of Marasmius oreades (fairy-ring Marasmius), 1556 nucleotides long. RefSeq lists its product as uncharacterized. The record is from RefSeq and is a predicted model, not a curated record. Lineage: Eukaryota; Fungi; Basidiomycota; Agaricomycetes; Agaricales; Marasmiaceae. The transcript has 3 exons. Gene Ontology annotation, molecular function: protein binding. The coding region runs from base 94 to 1506 and encodes 470 amino acids.